Molecule: messenger RNA, 466 nt
Organism: Nezara viridula (southern green stink bug)
Lineage: Eukaryota; Metazoa; Arthropoda; Insecta; Hemiptera; Pentatomidae
Source: the annotation of a GenBank genome assembly
CAACCUUCCAAAGAUCGAGAUGUACUCCUUGGUGUUCUCCCUCACAGCUAUGGCCUGUUUGGUCCUGGCAAGCAGCCUCGACUUCUACCAGUGUCAGCCGUGCAGAGGAGAGGAGUGCAACGUGGAACCUGAAGGCUGCAAGUAUGGCAUCUCAAGGGAUCCUUGUGGAAGGAUGCAGUGCAUGGCCGGACCCGGACAGCGGUGCGGAGGACGGGACAGCCAUCUUGGGAAGUGCGGCGACGGAAUGACCUGCAAGUGCGGCAAGUGCAGGGGAUGCAGCAUCGACAUGUUGAGCAUGGGCAUUAUAGAAUGCGAUGCCAACACCGCUCCUGUCUGCUACUGAAAAGAAAACAUCUGAUUGACCAAUUUUAAAUAAAUAUUUUCAUUAUCAUAAUCGAUUAAUUCAUUUUCUUACCCAUGCUUCGCACUGAUAGAAUUCCUUCUUCGAAUCUAUUUAUAAGCUAAU